AGAGAGGGAGAGAAGAAGAAAGGAAAAACGAAACACAGCGAGAAGCAGAGCAGAGAAGAAGAAAGAUGGGAAUAGCGAGCAAAGCAGCGGACUGGUCGUUCAAGGGCUUCACGGCGGCUCUCGGUGUCGCCACCGUCUACUUAACCGCCACUUUCUCCGUCAACGUUUACCGCGGUCUCUCUUGGCACAAGGCGCAGACGGUAAAGCUUGAGAAGGAAGCGACCGAGGAGCAAUCAGCAUGAAAUCCUUAUCCACGUCCUUGGCUGGAUGAUCUUCAUCACCGGAAGUCCCGGGUUAGUGAUAUCAUAAAGCCUUCACCAAGUGUAAUCGUUAACGCUACCUUGCUUCCAAUCUUUGGAGCAGAGAGUGUAAUGACGGGAAUCUUAGGCUUGUACUGUUGGGUUUAGAUCAGCAAGCUGGAGAUUUUGUAUUCUUUAUGAAGUAUGUUCUCCAAACCAACUGUUACUUGCCUCUCUUGUUUCGAAAGAGUGGAUUGAUUGACAACAACUUGAAUGAAUAAAACUACCUGUUGCUUACAUCAUCCGCAAGUUCUUGUAUGGUUUAAUAUUUUAGACUUUACAUAAUUUUCU
Molecule: messenger RNA, 590 nt
Organism: Linum tenue
Lineage: Eukaryota; Viridiplantae; Streptophyta; Magnoliopsida; Malpighiales; Linaceae
Source: the annotation of a GenBank genome assembly